Molecule: messenger RNA, 1089 nt
Organism: Dentiscutata heterogama
Lineage: Eukaryota; Fungi; Glomeromycota; Glomeromycetes; Diversisporales; Gigasporaceae
Source: the annotation of a GenBank genome assembly
AUGUCUGAUUACAUGUUUGAUGGUGAUGCGCACGAUGUGCACUCUUUAGAUUAUGAUGAAUUACCUAGAGGUGAAGAAUCGCAUAUAGAUGAUGAAUCUCCUAGAGAUGAGGAACCAUCUCAAGAUAAAGAAUUCCUCAAGAAAAGAAAAAUUAAAAAGCGAAAAAAAAGAAGCAAUCAUAGUAUUGCAUGGGAUUAUUUUGAAAUGGAAGAAGCAGAAGAUGGGUUUGUUGAUAUAUGCCAACUCUGUAAAGAAAAAAAUAUAACAGUCAAAUAUGCGCAUGACUCGUCAACAGGAAAUAUGCUUGGUCACCUUUGGUCUAAGCACCGAAUAGAUAAAGAUCAUCCCAAUGGAACAAAUACCGGUGGCUCUAUUCCAUUCUAUGAAGCUAUCACUAUAUUUUCUGGCUCAACUUAUUCUACACUGAAUCUUAUUUAUUCCACAAUGAGGCUACUUAUUAAAAGGUUUGCGCCCUCAGAUGAGCAAACUGAAGAUGAUUAUGCCGAUUUAUUGUUUGAACCCAGGGAACAAAUAAAUGAUAAUCAAAGUCAGUUAAUUACUGAUGAAGAAGAUUCUGAUGAAUUUAACAAUGAAAUGCCUAUGAUUUCAGAAAAACUUCGACAACCGCUAUGUGUAUCACAAGGACAAAGAAAAAAACAAAAUCGUAAAAAAGUUCAAAAGGAUAUUCAUAAAAAAUAUAAUGAUCCACGGUUUAAAGAUCAGUAUUGGGAUGUUCUAGAGAAAACUGGGCUUAUUGCAUCAUUUUUGGACCCACAAAUAAAAAACUUAAAAUUUAAUGAUGAUGAAAAUGUAAAGCGAAUCACAAUCGACACGGUAUGGAGACUUUGUACUGAGGAAGAGCGUCACCAACCUUUGGCUGAGAAAAUUCUAAAAAAUCAUAGGUUUGCUAAGUCAUCUAGUAUGUUAGCUUCUACUCCUGCAAUAACUAAUGAUUUAGUUUUAGACUUGUAUAAUAAUGAAGAAUCAGAUAAUGCUUAUGAAGAGACUAAGCCUGAUAUGGUUGAACAAAUGUUGUUCCUCAAGCGUAAUAUGGAACACUUUUCUAUUUUUAAGCCAGAUGAAUUAUGA